Messenger RNA from Sabethes cyaneus, 1035 nucleotides. RefSeq names its product regulator of microtubule dynamics protein 1-like. The record is from RefSeq and is a predicted model, not a curated record. Gene Ontology annotation, molecular function: microtubule binding. The transcript has 2 exons. Gene Ontology annotation, cellular component: cytoplasm; mitotic spindle pole; spindle microtubule. The coding region runs from base 57 to 737 and encodes 226 amino acids. Lineage: Eukaryota; Metazoa; Arthropoda; Insecta; Diptera; Culicidae.
ACGGAAAGUGUGUCAGGUGUGUCAACCGUGUGUCGUAAUCGCAAUAACUGGUGAAAAUGUCAGCAGAAGAGUUAAAACUGACAGACGAGCUGUUCGAUGAUGUUAAAUAUCAGGAGGCCAUAGACUUACUCAACCAACUAAGUGAUAAGGACUCCGCAGUGGAAAUUCAGUGGCGAUUGGCUCGGGCUGUUUUCUUCGUAUCGAAACAAACCAGCAACGGAGAUGAGAAAGCACAGCUAGUACGGGAUGCUUUUGAAUAUGCCAAAAAGGCUCUUGAGCUAGAUGCCAACAAUUUCGGCGCUAACAAGUGGUACGGCGCAAUUCUGUCUGAGAAAAGCAACCUGGACGGAGUAACCGAACGCAUAAAGCAGUUGGAAAAUGUUAAAAAACAUUUCACCAUAGCCAAAGAUAUCAACCCAACGGAUCCGGGAAUACUGCACAUGUUGGGCCAGUUUAAUUUUAAACUCUCGGAAGUGAACUGGGUUACUAGAAAGCUGAUUAAUUCGGUGGCGCCAAACCCACCAACGGCGUCCUUCGAAGAAGCUUUGGAAUGCUUCGAGCAAGCGGAAAGCUUGAAGCCUGGCUUUUACAGCCAGAACUGGUUGUACUUGGGAAAGACCUUCGCUGCCCUGAAACAGCACGACAAAGCUCGCGAAUGGUUCGAAAAGGCGGCCGCCGUCGAGGUUCGCAACGAAGAUGAUCGCGUUUGUCGCGAAGAAGCAUUGAAGCAGCUUUAAUUUUAAUUAUCACCUUUGAUCAUUUCGUCGCGUGAAAUUAUACGGGCAAAUGCUCGUGUGUGUAUUACCAAGUUCAAAGAACGAUUGCAUCCGGUAUGGCAUUAGUAAGUGCAGUCUGAGGUGAAUAUAGCACCUCGUAUGAUAGGAAAUUGUGUUAACGCUUAAUUCGCUUAAUAUUGAAGCCAGUGAAGAGGUGAUUUUGUAUCAUAGCUAAAUGAUGAUUAUUCAGAUAAUAGCCUUUGUAGAUCCGUUACAGCCGUAUAGCUUCAUACCUGACACCAAAUACAGGGAAAUAAAU